AUGGGCAACAACCAGUCAUCGGGUUCCAAGUCGGCCACGCCGCCGUCGUCGCACCCACCGUCGGGCUCGACCUCGACGCCGACCCCCUCCACGCACGACGCCGCACGACACCACACCACCACUGCCACCGGCGCCGUCCUCCCCCCCUUGUCGUCUUCCCGCACCAGCAAGGACUCAUCGUCAGCCUCGUCGUCGUCGCGUAACAUACUCCCCGCCCACACCACUCACCGCUCUGCUGCCGCCCCUCCCGAGCCCUCGCUCGCCCAGGCUCAAGGCUCAACCUCCAUCGCCUCGCGGCCAAAGAGCAUCUCGGCCGCCAGCUCGACCUUGUCGCCUACCGCCGUCUCCUCCCUGAGCGCCUCCCCGCGCAACAACAGCAGCAACACGCCCUCUACCGUCCCGCUUGUCCACCACCACCAGCUACCCGGAGUCGAGUCCGCUGCUGCGCCCAUACCCAUUGCCGAGCCCUCCAAACCGCUCGACGUUCCCGGCGGCGGCACCCCGGCCGUCUCUCGCACUCCCGGCCUCAACCGCACCGACUCCGAGAUGGCAGAAGCCCAUCUCAUCCCCAGCGGCAGCAUCACUGACAUGUACAAUGCUCGGCCACCCCGCCUGCCGCUGCCUAUUGAGGAAGAGGUACACACGCCUGGUUCACCUAUUCUGGGUGCUGACGAGUCGGGCCCAGGAGGCGAUAUUCCCGGAAUCGAGCAGGAGUCUUUGGAAGCUUUGACAAGAAAGAGCUCUGCCGUGAGCCAAGCCACUUUUGAUGAUGAGGAUUCGCAUGAGCUGCGAGUCGACAGAUCUCGCCCCGUCGUGCCCACACGGAUCGAAUGGAAUGGCGGCGGUGAAAAGGUCUAUGUGACGGGUACCAUUUUCCAAUGGAGCAGAAAGCAGCGUCUACAGCCAGUCGAGGGAAAACCGGGAUGCUUUGCUGGCAUCAUCUAUGUGCUCCCCGGUACCCACCACGUCCGCUUCGUCGUGGACACCAUCAUGAAGACAUCGCCCGACCUGCCGACCACUGUCGAUUUCGGUAACAACUUGGUCAACUACAUUGAAGUCAGCGCCGAGAUGGCCCUCCAGCAGCAGCUCGAGGCGGCCCAGCCCGGACGCGAUGGCCAGGUUCGGGCCGUGGCCACUGGCGCCGGCGUCGGCACCGGCAACGGCGGCGCGGCCUCGUCGGUGGAGGAGCCGUCCAAGCCCGCCAAGUACAAAGCCAUCCCGCCGCGCGACAGCUACCGCCACAAGAUCCCCCAGUACCUGGUCGACUUUGACCAGGCCGAGGAGUCGCCCGCCUACCAGAGCGCCGUCGGCGCCAUCGAGAAGCUUCCUACGCCCCCCAGCCUGCCGGGCUUCCUCAGCAAGCCCAUCCUCAACGCGGCGACGCUGAUGAAGGACGACAACAGUGUGCUCAACAUGCCCAACCACACGGUGCUGAACCAUCUGGCCACGAGCAGCAUCAAGAACAACGUGCUCGCAGUAUGCGCGACGACGAGAUAUCGCGGCAAGUAUGUGACGACGAUAGUAUACAAGCCCACCUCUGCGGAUGAUGGUUGA
Molecule: messenger RNA, 1554 nt
Organism: Beauveria bassiana ARSEF 2860
Lineage: Eukaryota; Fungi; Ascomycota; Sordariomycetes; Hypocreales; Cordycipitaceae
Product: 5'-AMP-activated protein kinase
Exons: 3
Coding region: 1-1554 (517 amino acids)
Biological process (GO): signal transduction
Cellular component (GO): nucleotide-activated protein kinase complex; nucleus; cytoplasm
Molecular function (GO): protein kinase binding
Source: RefSeq, a predicted model, not a curated record